AUGCCCCUGUCGAGAUUUGCUGCCGAGGCAUUCGGUCUGGUGACGAUUUGUUUAGUAGCCAUCUUAAUUCUUCUUGGGUUGAUGUGCAUUGCUUACUCAUUUUACUUCCGCUCUCACAUUCAUAGUCAAGGUUUGGUUCAGCUCAAUUAUUUUAGUGGUCCUUGGAUCAUCAGAAUCACAAUCAUCCUAUUUUCAAUCUGGUGGGGUAUUGGUGAAAUUAUUCGACUAACUUUGUUAAGGAGUACCUUUCAGUUAAAAUGGCCGGACACUGUCUGCAAGUGUUAUAUUGUGUCAAAUUUGGGGUUUGCAGAACCAUCCCUGUUCCUCACACUUAUAUUUCUCCUUCGAGCACCUUUACAGGACUUGGAGACUGGAAUUAUGAGCAGAAAAUGGAAUGUGAAAACAUCGGGAUAUAUUCUUCUUUACUGCCUGCCAAUGUUUGUUCUUCAGCUAUUUGUUAUUUUGGUUGGACCUCAGUUAGACAAGAAUAAGGGUUCUGGAAAAAAGUUGCCUCACUAUUUUUCUAGUGCAGCGGUUGCCUCUUCAAUGGCCGGGGAGAAUGAUACGACCUUCUGUACUUACCCUUUACUAAGCACUAUUAUCCUCGGCCUUUAUUCCAUUAUCCUGACUUCCUACCUUUUUUGGCUUGGUAGUCGGAUUUUGAAAUUAGUUAUUAACAAGGGUCUGCAGAAGAGGGUUUACGCAUUGUUAUUCUCAGUUUCAUGUUUCCUUCCAUUAAGGGUACUUUUUCUUGGUUUAUCUGUUUUAUCUAAACCUGAGCAUGUUAUGUUUGAAGCCUUUGUUUUCUUGGCUUUUCUUGCACUAGCAUGUUGCGCUGGCUUGUGCAUGUACACACUUGUUUAUCGUCCAGUUGCAGAUUGCUUAGCGUUGGGAAAUCUACAAGACUUUGAAGCUAGAAAUCGAAACGAUGAUCAUAACGAUACUGUGUCUUUCAUUGCUAACCAGAGUCAUCUGCAAGGGAAUGUUGAAGAAACUGUUCGGUCUAGUCCUGGUAGAUUUUCUGAUGCAUCGACAAAGAGAGGAUCAAUUUCAUUUCGGACAUUAGAAAAGGGUGUUACAUCAACCGGAACAUUUGUUGAACUGAGCCUCUUCUCUCCCAGCCGCAGUGCAACCCCUCCAGGAUCGCCUCCUCUCCUAGGUUGGCCAAUGCGAUCCCCAACGCAACUUAUUGGACCAUAG
This is a messenger RNA of Sphenostylis stenocarpa, 1200 nucleotides long. The record is from the annotation of a GenBank genome assembly. Lineage: Eukaryota; Viridiplantae; Streptophyta; Magnoliopsida; Fabales; Fabaceae.